Messenger RNA from Cutaneotrichosporon cavernicola, 1527 nucleotides. RefSeq lists its product as uncharacterized. NCBI's taxonomy places the organism in Eukaryota, Fungi, Basidiomycota, Tremellomycetes, Trichosporonales, Trichosporonaceae. The transcript is spliced from 2 exons. The record is from RefSeq and is a predicted model, not a curated record. Gene Ontology annotation, molecular function: hydrolase activity, hydrolyzing O-glycosyl compounds. The coding region runs from base 1 to 1527 and encodes 508 amino acids. Gene Ontology annotation, biological process: glucan catabolic process.
AUGAAUCUCUCAGCCCUCAUCUCCCUCCUCGGCCUGUUCUCCGCGGCUGCCGCAGCCCCCAUCACCCCGCGCACCACUCUCCCCCGCCUCGGCGGCCUCAACCUUGCCGGCUGCGACUUUGGCAUGAACGUCUGGGGCUGGUCCGGCACGUCGAUGUGUCCCCCCAUCUCCCAGAUCGGCCACUUUAUCGAGCAGGGUUCCAACGUCAUCCGUCUUCCUGUCGGGUGGCAGUAUCUUGUCGGCAACAAUCCCGCCAGCACGACCCUCGACGCAACCUAUUUUCCCAUCUACGACCGCCUCGUCCAAGACGUGACCAGCCGGGGCGCCUACGCCAUCAUCGAUAUCCACAACUAUGGCCGGUGGAACUCUGGCAUCAUCGGCGCGGACGGACCGUCCAACAUGGCAUUUGCCUCCCUCUGGUCUCUCCUGGCUAAGAAAUACGCCGACAACGACCAUGUGAUUUUCGGCCUCAUGAACGAGCCUCACGAUCAAGACAUUAUCGGUGUCGCAGCCGCCUGUCAGGCCGCAGUCAACGCUAUCCGGUCCGCGGGAGCUCGGAACACAAUCAUUCUCCCCGGUAACCAAUGGACCAAAGCCGAGACCUGGACUUCUGGGGCAAACAACCCAAUACUCGCAAUCACUGACCCGACCGGCGGACUCGACCGCCUCCUCCUCGACGUGCACAAGUACCUCGACGCUGACGGCAGCGGUACGUCCCAUGAAUGUGUAACGGAUGGUCUAGACGUUCUCGCACCGUUUGUCGGAUGGCUCAAGACUAAUGGCCGCCGAGCUAUCAUCACCGAAAUGGGCGGGGCGAACACCCAGUCGUGCCAAACUUACAUCCCCAAAAUGCUCCAGUAUGUCGUUGAUAAUAACGACGUCUUUGUCGGAUUCACAGCUUGGGCAGCAGGGAGCUUCCAGCCUUACCCAGGCUACGAGCUGUCGCUUACACCAAACGCCGACGGCUCGGAUAACGCCCUCUGGACAAAGGCAAUCAAGCCGUUCCUGCCUGGCAAGUCGGGCGUCGUUUCGUCCACCACCACCUCGAUCUCCAAGCCGGUCUCUUCGUCCUCUGUAGUCGCCUCGCUGUCGAGCUCCAAGCCGGUUCCGACCUCGUCGUCGCCGAGCGUCAAGCCGGCCCGCUCCUCGUCCUCUGCCCCCUCUGCCGCGUCGUCCUCCACAGCCGCAUCGACCUCCAAGCCCGUGACCCCCUCAUCCGCCGCCUCGUCCUCCGCUUCGGUCCCAGCUUGGUCGUCUCAGCCCAAACCCUCCGUUCUCGCUGGCAACUACCAGACCUUCACGGGCGCGCUGGGCGGCUUCUCCGCCCCCGCAGUCACCAAGGCCGGCAACAAGUACUAUACCAACGGGCAGGAGUUCAACUCGCUCAUCGACGCCCUCGACCGCUCCUGCUACACCCAGAUGGACCGCUGCCAGCUCUCCGCAAACGUAAACGGCAACGUCCCUCCUCUGACUGUCGCCAACUGUAGUAACGCCCAAUUUCAGGCGUGCAUGGCUGCUGCCAAGUAA